AUGUCUUACAUUAGUAAAAUACACCAAGUUCCUUUAUUAGUACAACCCGCUUUAACUUGUCAAAAUAAUAUUGUAAAAUAUAUUGUAACAAUUCUUUUGAUUUUGGUGAUAUGGCUUGUCAUGAAAUACGUACUUUUGAUUAUGACAACAUUUCAAGAAUCUGAAUCGGAAGAAUUAUUAGAUGACAGCAAUGGUCCUGAUGGUAUAGAAAACUUUAAUCAAUUUGAUCAAAUGGAAGAAAUUACUUCUAGCCUCUCCACUGAUUACGCUUAUAACCACCAAUACAUUAAUCGUGCCAAUCAUUUUAAUUAUGUCGAUAAUAAUGAAAUUGUGGAAUUAUUUGGUACAGAAUCUGAUGUGGAUACAAGUGUAUCUGAUACUGAAAAUUUUUAUGAUACGGGCAUGGAAUCUGAUAAUGACACAAUAAUGUCUGAUACUGAAUAUGAAGAUUUUUAUGAUACGGACACGGAAUCUGAUAACGAUACAGUAAUGUCCGAUAUUGAGGACUUUGAUGAUUUAAAUUAUGGCGCAGAAGCAUCUGACCAUACGAUAAUAACUGAUUGUGAUGAUGUCAAUGAUGCAAAGUCAUAUAAUUAUUCAUUGACAUAUUUGCAUGCACUAUAUAAUGGUUAUAAGGUAAAACCUGAUAGACCAUUUAGAAGACGACGACAUUGUUCAAGAAAUAACAAACAAGCAUCAUCACUUGAUCAACAACAGCCUGUAUUUUUACCGAUUUCUCGUAUUUUUGACAUUUUCCAAAGGAACAGAGUAAAGUCACCGGAUGAUGGUGUUCCUUGUAGAUACAUAAUGAAUCAAAACGGAGUGCCGUUUAAAUUGAAAUUAACAGACAAAGAUGCAGAAAUGGCUAGAUGUGCAGCAUUGGAUAAUUAUGAACGGUAUCGUCCGAGAAUCGGAUCGCCGUUGUCAACAGAGAGAACUAUCGAAUUUAAUGCUGGUAAUGAAGUAAAUGUUACUUCUUUGAGGUUCCUACAGUCACCUGGUCCAAACACCAACAAAAAAGGCGCAGAGCCUCAAACUAGCAUAAUCAAGGCUGUUAAUAAUCGUAAUAAUCGAUGUAAAAAUAAACAAAAAUAUAAAAUGGUUUCCUAA
Messenger RNA from Entrophospora candida, 1110 nucleotides. The record is from the annotation of a GenBank genome assembly. Lineage: Eukaryota; Fungi; Glomeromycota; Glomeromycetes; Entrophosporales; Entrophosporaceae.